AUGUUCGGCACCGUGCGCAUGACAAAAGGCAACGUCGACCAUCGAGGAAUCACGCCACACGUAGUCUUCUCAACGACGCAUACACCCCCAAGUGUGGCCAAGAACCCAGUCAUUACCUGUCACCAACCAGUAACGUGUGGGUUUUGCAGCUCCACGAACCUUUCGUGGGUGUUGCGUUGCUCGUUUUGUGGCUCUGCCAGAAUGAGCGACGCCCCGAGAUUAAAGUAUUUGAUCGACAUGAUACUGAGCAUCGACCCUCGAAUCAAGCCCGACCUUUUAGCGAAGCGGAUUCUUGACUACGCGAAAUUUGACCGUGUGGCUUUAAAAGCCGAGGCCACAUUCAAACAAGCAGGUCUCGUUCGUGCUAAGGCUGCUAUCAUGAUGAUGAACCGCACAGUCUCGACUUUACGAUUCCAGAUCACGCGAAUGGUUUUCUUGGCCUGGAAGAACGCCAAGGCAGCGGGGCUUCGAGAACAGGCGCUCAUCCAGCGAUGCAUCUCUAUCAAACAAGCGCAGACGAAGCGGAAAUGCAGACAAGAUGCCUUCUCAGUCUGGAGAGGCUAUGUCGCUCGAGUCUCGGAUGAACGGAUGCAGCGCUUUCAAGUAGCAUUCAGGAGAAAUGAAUUAACGAAACUGCGGCGAAUUUGGGGGAGUUGGCGAUCAUUUUUGCGUCUUAGGGGCAAGGAGAAGGUCGAGGAAUUGCGUCGUCACUUUGAAGAAGAAUUACGUGACACGCCACUGGAAGCGCAAAAGGAGAUUGAUCGCUUAAAAGAAGUUCAGCAAGAAACGUUAAAAUUGGUCUUCACCGCUGGGGAUUCCAUCUUGGAGCUACUUCAAGUUUCGCUCCGAAAAGCUGAUCACAGUGUCUUAAAAACACUUCAGCUAGUUCAAAUGUACCCGUCGACAGCUGGUGAGUUCUUCGAAACUGCACAUGGAAACGAGCUCCUCGAUGCGUUGAGUAGCGGACAUGCCAUGCCUCAGAUCGACGGCUUUGGGCUUGACGAUGAAAAGGAUGAUGAAACGAUGAAACAACUUUUGGAUAAAACACUGGAAAAAGUCGAACACUCGCCUCCGUCUGAUAGUUUGAUGCAAUGGUUCAACUUCCAACGUCGACGUGGGGCUGAAAUGGGAACAAUUAUCGACUCACCCACUAGAGGAACUUCCGAUGGCAAUGAGAAACCCUCGAGUGCCAAGACGAAAAAUCGUUUGAAAGACAAAAAGAAAGAGUUCAAACCCCUUAAAUAUUUACAGGAUCUCAGAGCAGUCAUAGCGAGUCCAGGUGUCAUGCUCAAGUUACUGUGCCACUCUUCGUUUGAAGCACAAGCAGAGUACGAUCGAAUCCGAAGUACUGAGUUAACCAACACUGCAGCGAAUGUAGCAGCUGAGAAUUCAACGACCGCGACAACGUUGUCGCCUUCUGCCCAAGUCCAGUUGAGAUCCUACUUUAAGAUCGUCCCGAAGAUACUUAACCUGCCACCAGAUAUUGUGACUCGAGACAGCUUUGUACUAAACGACUUCGACUCGCUGUACGCCUACGCAGUGUACCUGUAUCUCUUUCAUCCAAAUUAUGUUGCACCGGGAAUGGAUCUGUCUCCAAGAUAUCAUCUCAGCUACUCGUUUCUCACUCCGCAAUGGCAAAAAGUCAAGACUUCGUUACAAGAGAACGAGUGCGAUCCCUUCGCCCAGCAACAAUUUUACAUUUUUCUAAGCAAACUCAAGCGGAUCAAUCUGCAAUUCUUGCGCUUUAUUGACAUUUGCAAGGCAGUUCGACAUAUUGCCAGUUGGCACGAACGGUGUGUCACUCGAGAAGCGUUUAACGAUUUUUCACGAAGAGUGUUGUGCAAAGAUUCGAAUAUUUCAGUGUCACUCGAGAAAGAAACACUGGCGUCGUGGGUAUCUUUACCAGCGUCAAAACUCCUGUCCAUUUGCGACGGGGAGGACGAAUUCCGCAAAAUUGAGCAAGUGUACAAGGAUAAUGUUCUCGACUUGAUCAAAAUCUUCCGAAUUUAUGGCAGUGCAGCCGGUGGCAAGGGAAUUCUCGAACAGGAAUUCCUCAAAGUCAUGACAAAAGCUGGUGUCACCGACAAGAAGAACAUUUUGAGGUCGCACUUACAGCUGAUCUACCAGCAAUCACGCCAAUCCAACGGAGGCAUCUCGGAUACUUCCAAUACUGGAGUUAGCAUCUCGGGACCAGCAACAGAGGGCGAGGAAGAGGUGGAAGAUCGAGGUGCAACUCCGAACGAGUUUUUCGAAGCGCUAACUCGUGUGGCAUACCACAAUUAUCAAAAACGGCGGGAAUUUAUGGGUCAAAUUGCCACAAUGAUGAAUAUGGGGGACGAGGUUAGUAUGGAGACGAUCAACGGCUCCGGCUCACUGCUCUUGUGUGUGAUGGACCUGGUUGUGGACAAAAUUGUUCCUUUGACGAAGAAAUUCCAGGAACAAGGACUGACGUUCAAGAAGCAAAUGAUUUACCCUGACGUGCAACACGUUUGCAAGGCUCAAGAGAAAAAGCUAAAGCGAAUUUUCAGUUCGUAUUCUCAGAGAAACAAAAAUUCGCAAUCGCGUGGCAAAUUACUCGAUUUAAGCGAUUUUGAAAGUUUGUUGAAAGACAAAAAACUGAUCGAUGCGUUGUUCCCGCACGGGCGAAUAAAGCAACUUGUUGCGUUCGUGCAACAAGACGGAGAAAUCGGGAGUACAGCCACAAGUAUCAACGGAUACGAUGCCGACAGUGAGUUUGUCUUUUCCGAAUUCGUCGAGGCACUCGCGGCAAUUGCCGUUUAUCGCAACGCCAAUCCGUAUCUCCCGUUCGCGAAAAAGCUGGAAACAUUUUUCGAAGAGUACUUCUAG
Messenger RNA from Phytophthora infestans T30-4, 2847 nucleotides. RefSeq lists its product as uncharacterized. The record is from RefSeq and is a predicted model, not a curated record. The coding region runs from base 1 to 2847 and encodes 948 amino acids. The transcript is spliced from 7 exons. NCBI's taxonomy places the organism in Eukaryota, Oomycota, Peronosporomycetes, Peronosporales, Peronosporaceae.